GUCAUCACUAUCCAUGUACAGUGUUAUUAGGUUCAGAAGUGCACAGAACAAGGCCACAACUUGACCACGAUCACUGAUUAUCCCAAGAACUACAAGUCCCAGUUUAGACCCUCAAACUUUACCUUGCGGUAGCGCUGACCUCCCGCGCAGGCGUACAAGGGACAUUGGGAUAUCAAGUUGGCCAAACAGAGGGUGAUAAAAUGCAUAAGCUGAAGUCGUCUCAAAAGGACAAGGUUCGUCAGUUCAUGACCUUUACUCAGUCUGGGGAGAGGACAGCUGUGUACUGCCUGACCCAGAAUGACUGGAAACUAGAGGUGGCCACAGACAACUACUUCCAGAACCCCGACCUCUACUAUAAAGAAUCCAUGAAAACCUCUGUGGACCGCAAGAAGCUAGAACAGCUCUACAACCGAUACAAAGACCCCCAGGAUGACAAUAAGAUCGGUAUCGAUGGGAUCCAGCAGUUCUGUGAUGACCUCACCCUGGACCCGGCCAGUAGGAGUGUUCUGGUGGUGGCCUGGAAGUUCCGUGCCGCCACACAGUGUGAGUUCAGCAGGAAGGAGUUCCUCGACGGCAUGGCCGAGCUAGGCUGUGACAGUCCAGAGAAGCUGAAGGCUCUGCUCCCCAGACUAGAACAGGAAGUCAAAGACACGGCCAAGUUUAAAGACUUCUAUCAGUUCACCUUCAACUUCGCCAAGAACCCUGGACAGAAGGGACUAGACCUGGAGAUGGCUGUGGCCUACUGGAACCUGGUUCUAUCUGGUCGAUUCAAGUUCCUGGACCUCUGGAACAGGUUUCUAUUGGAGCAUCAUAAGCGGUCGAUCCCCAAAGACACGUGGAACCUGCUACUGGACUUUGGCAACAUGAUCGCAGACGACAUGUCCAACUACGACGAGGAAGGAGCUUGGCCUGUCCUCAUAGACGACUUUGUGGAAUUUGCCCGGCCAAUCGUGACAGGGGGCAAGCGUAAAACCAUAUAGGUCACACCCAGUUCCCAGCAGGGGCUGACGAUUUUAUACACACCAGCCAAAAA
Oncorhynchus mykiss (rainbow trout) is the source of this 1033-nucleotide messenger RNA. Lineage: Eukaryota; Metazoa; Chordata; Actinopteri; Salmoniformes; Salmonidae. The record is from RefSeq and is a predicted model, not a curated record.